UUACGACUGCUGUACAGUACUUAUCAUCGAAUUUUAUUUAAACGCUGCUUGUCAUUUCCAGAAAUUUUUUUUAUCUGAUAGCCUUUAAAUCUUCCAUUUAUGAUAAUUUAACAGUAUCCUUAAGCAUUGCGAAAUAUCAAAGUCGCAAAUAUGUAACGCUGGGUCAGUAAAGAAUCUAAAUCUCCUGAGUUGUCAGAGCGCGUGCUAGCGACACUGUCACCAUGCCUUGGAACUUUCCUUGGUUGGAGUCCGUAAAAAAGCGUGCUUGUCGAUAUCUCCUGCAACGCUACCUUGGACAAUUUCUCAAGGAAAAAGUUGAUCUCGACCAGUUAUCUGUGUCAUUGUUUAAUGGUACAGGUGUUGUUAAUGGACUUGUUUUGGAUUCAGAACUGAUAAAUGAAUCCUUCGAAUCCGUCAAUCUCCCCUUUGAAAUCGUGGAUGGAUACAUUGGGUGCGUUUCUGUGGACAUUCCGUGGUCAGCGCUCCUAUCCGACAACACGCGUGUGGAAAUCAAAGGACUCGAGAUCACUCUCAGACCGAAGCGCGUAUUCGAGAAAUCGGUGAUGCUGGACUCGAUGUGGGGCAGUAUGACGAAAUCGAGUAUGCAGCUAGCAGAAGAAUGCCUCCGAGAGGAUGAACGAGCGAGGAAAGCCCAGGCAAAUCAAUUAGAAGGGCUGGAGAAAUUUGCUCAGGCGAUUGAUAUUGUGCUUACCCGGAUAAAGGUUAACUUCAGCGACAUUGUUGUCCGGCUUGAACAGGAGCAAGAUGGAUUCAAGACUCGAGCGAUUGCAUUGGAAGUUCGUAUUAAAAACGUUAAAUAUUUCGAUCAAGCCGCCACAGAAUCUAAAGACGAUGACGAAACUGUCAACUACCAACCGGCAGCCGUUGCAAAAAAGUGUUUUAUUGUGGAAGGAGUGGAUUUGUUUUCUGAUGAAUACACUUAUCCCUUUGGCACCACCGAAUCUACUUCCAUGUUUCCAUCUUCUCAUGAAAUUCUGGAGAAUUCCGAGAUGUUUUACUCCGCCAGAGAUUUGGGUACAGUCACCCGUCAGCCAGAUAUGGAACAGCAAAAUCAAACACCUAAACAAACCAGCCAAAAUUUAGUCCAAAUUGCGGCGUGCCAUGAAAUGAUAGAUAUCCAACUGGAAGUGAAACAGACCGACGGGGUUAACGUUCCUAAGUUCAAAAUGAGUGGACAUGUUGGGGUUAUCCAUGCGAUUGUAUGGCCUAAGCAGUUGGAAAUGUUGAAGAAUCUCUUCCGUGAUAUGUUCCCUGGAAGCAUUGAAGAUCAUGGCCGAAAUAGAUUGGAACUGCAGAAACCCAUGACGACUUCCGAUUAUUCAAAGAUAGAAAGCGAGUUGCAGCGAGAUAUCGACGCUCGCCAGCAUCUGACUCAAGGUGGCAACAAUAUAGAACUGGCCACGUGGAAUACCGAUAGAACAUUGCGAGAAGACGAAGAAUUUUUUUCCUUUGACUCAAGGAGACUUUCAAAUGAUGAUGGCAUUCAUCGCCGACAACCGGGAAAAUCUGUUACCGUUGAUUCUUCCUUUUCGGAAAGGCAGCUGACUACCAUCAACGCCGCAAAUAUUCGAAUCCGGGCCUUAAUUUUGACAGUUGUGCAGGAAGACCCCGAGGGCGCUCGAUCGUGUCCCAGUUUUCCAUUCUCAGAACUGCAAAAGACUGCAAGAGACUAUUUUUCUGCCACAUCGGAUGUAUGCAACUGGGAUUUCCAGGACACACUCUUGCUUCGACAUAGAUUCUCUAGAACCAUUCCACAUGGACAUUUAUGGAUAAGCGCGUCUACGCUGUUAAUAGAGUGCUCAGAAAAGCGCUCGACAUCAGCCAUUGUGCAGUCAUUGAAAUGCUCAUUUGGUGGAUUUGAAGCAUGGGAGCACUUGUUUAAAUCGGAUGAUGUAGAGCCCGAGCGUCAUCAGGAGAAUUUGUAUCAUUUAAAAACAGUGCCGCUGUGCACAGAGAUUCUUUCGUUUCCAAAUCGUAAUUCCGAAGACAGAUAUUCGUUUACAAGCUGUAUCACUAUUGAACUGGAGUCAACUGAAAAGGUUGGCGGGGCUACCUCUAAAACAUCCAGUCAAAAAAACAGCGAACUGAAGAUCGCUUUACAACCAGCCAAAACUGAUCUGGAUAUUACAAUUAUUGACCGACUAGUCGAACUCUUUGCUGCCCUAAGUUUGCCCGACUCGGGUCAUGAUCUACCGGAAAACCCUUGGUCUGCUGGACAUCCCGUGCGGAGGGUGAAAAGCGAUGGAUUGCAGAUGAAUGUUUCCCUUAGCUGUGUCGAACUGACUGUUCACAUAAGAUUUCCGGUCUUGGAUUUGCGGCCCGCACGGGACAGGUUUCCUACCUGGAAACGAGCGCUACACAAGGAGAAGUUGAUUGUGAUCUUUUCAGAACUGGCAUUUACCACAGCUCUGGGCGACGAGCUUGUGACAAAACUCGAUUUUAAUUGCCGAAGUUUAUCAGCUGGUUUUCAAAGUUCUGCGAACGAAAAACCGAUCAUGUUCCUCGAAGCAGAAAUGGAUGUGGAUUACUCCAUUGAUGAAAAGAGGAGGAAUGAGUUUGCAAAUCGCUUAAAGUUGGGCAUAAUUUUGCGGAAGUUUCCUCGAAAUGUCGUAUCAGCAGACAUUUUGGUUGAUCAUGAUUACGAUGGUAAUGCAAAAGCCGGAUCACUGGAAGAUAUCUGCGAAACCACAGAAAAAGAGCCUUCAUUAUUCAUGACAUCGAAAAAUAUUGUGGAACAUGAAGAAAUUAAUUGUGUCCAACCGGCCCGCUCCGAACAGGCAUCUGCAUUCAAAGACCACGUAUUGUUAAACUCGGAGAUGUCAAUCGAGAUUGUGGUUCCUAAAAUAACAGCAUUUAUUCCGGACAAGAAUGUUUUGGAAAUUCUCUACAACAGAAUUAACACUGAUCUUCUUCUGUGGGAGCCAGCUGGGCCAGCAUCCGGGCAGCAGGUGAUACCGCUAAGUGCGGCUCACCUGAUGGGACGGAAUUCGCUUGAUAAUGGUCCAGUCAUGUUUGAAAUGUGCAAGAGCGCAGCUGAUUCAGAUACCGGCUCUGAUAUCGACGAUGAGGAAAACUGGGAUCAUGCGCAACGCAUAAACAAAUUGAAAGCCAGUGGAUUGUCGAAAUAUCGUGCUCAAAUCCCCAGCGAAGUUUGCGUCGUUCUCAACAUUGGUAAUGCCUCCGUGGGAGCGAAAAUUGGGAAACACGGAGAGCGCCGAGCACAUGAAGCUUGGGUGGAAAUUAGUCGAGGAAGUAUUUUCAGUGUUAGUGGCUAUCGGGGACAGCCGGAAAUCCGGUAUUCUUCAGUCAAAGUCCAGCGUCUGGAGUUAUAUUUUGGAGAUUUUGUUGCACCGGAUGUACCGGUGGCGUCUCUUAAGCGACCGGCCCACUUGUUGCCGGUAAUCGAACCGCUGGAUGAUGAAUUGCUCUUGGAUUAUGGAAGCCCCGACACACAGUUGGAUGAUGCGUGCAUGCUUAAUGUUGCAGUGGACAUUCAUGUUGAUACAUUUCGUAAUAUUAAGGAUAUAAAAGUUGCUUUGGAACUGAACGCUCUGCGAAUGCAUUAUAGAGUAACCCUCCCUGAUGAUUUUUGGCUGACACAGUUCAUCGAAUAUUUGAAUUUACGAGAUUUUCCUGUGAUGGGAUACAAUAGUCCAACCAUAAUUACGGAAUUUCAUCUGUCAAUAGGCAGUUCAGCUGCGGAAUACCGCCCAAAGUACAUGCCUUCCCCACUGGCCGCACUUGUAGCUGUGAACAAGUUGAACCUUUCCAGUACGUUGGUUGCGGAAAGCCCGCAGACCCUUCUUCGAGUAAUAGCUCAGGAUCUGCGAUUACAUCUUAGUAAACGGAAACAACCUGCUAAAUUGAAAGAAGGCAAGACUUUUUUGCGCAACAUAAUAAAAAAUUGUCUUUUUCUGAGCACGUGUUUUACAGAUUAUGUCUGCGUUUUGGAUAUUCCAUUCAUGGAGUUUCAGGUUAAAAUUGCAGAAGGAAGUCCAGAUUUUCCGCGCUUUGACUUUCGGGCUUCUAAUGAUUGCUGCUACCUGCGGACCUGUUCUGAUUCCUGCUUGGAAUUGUGCAACUUGCUGAAAUACUUGGCUGAAUAUCGAGAUCUUAAUAUUGCGCCCGCAGCACCAAAGAUCGAUGCAUUCCCGCGAACAGUCUCUCUGGAGGCUAAAUAUAGUCAGGAUGAAAAUGUUUUUGAUGAAAUGAUGGAUGCCAUGAAAGAAAGUCCGCCACGAAGAGAUUCUUUGGCCAAACAUGAUUAUCCAAUGCACACCCCUUUGCAUGUGGCAAAUAAUGCCCAUUUCCCGAUGGCAGCCACAAUCUCGUCAUCACUUAAGACAUCGAUGUCGGACGCAAAUCCGAUUGAUGAUGAUGAUUUUUGUAUUAUUGAUGAAGAUUUGGGUGUUGGAAUAGCACCAAAGAGUGGGGAACCGGGCGUAAAACUUCUCACGAUGGAGCCUAUCCGAAUAGUGGAAAAUCAUUUUGCCGUUCCGCUGGCCGUUACGGAUCAACUCAAAGCACCAGAUGGCUAUCCAUUGCCGAUAGUGCGGGUGACGUUAAAGGAAAUGUCCUUUGUUUGGUGCCUGUACGGAGGGAAGGAUUUCGAUGAUAAGGUGGUUUAUCCUCGCCGACUGAGUUCCCACAAUCGACUACAUAGUGCUCCAGCGAAUCUAGGGAAGACACGAUCUAGCAGUAGAUCAGACAAAACCGAUGCCGGCCAUUCUCCAUCAUGGUUGCUGAAAGGCGGAGCCGGUCGUGAUCAUUCCGUUCUAAUGGAAAUUCAUCUCAACAAGGUGAAAUUCCAGCAUGAACAGUAUCCCUUUGACGGAAAAACUGUGAAAGCGGCCCGUCAAGUUUUAUUCAUUCAGGAUUUUGAGAUUCGAGACAGAUUGGCAUCAUCGGAAAUCAACAAAUUUUUAUACCAAUACGUUGCUGCGUCUAUGCCCAAACAGAGCUAUGCUAGCAUGUUUUCAAUACGAGCAUUACACGAGCGACCUGAUCCGGCUUUACCGAUGCAAGAAUGCACACUGAAAAUUUCCCUUCAGCCGCUUCGGUUAAAUAUAGAUCAAGAAUCUAUGUUUUUCUUGGGCGAUUUCUUUGCUGCGCUUUCUGACACGGGGGCAGUUCCACCAAAAACGAUUACUGAUGAAGAAGACUUCUCUGAACGGUCGUCGCCCCAUUCGGCAGUAUCACAGUCUCCCAAAGAUCAGAUUCCCAUACGAACCACACGACUGGGAUCACUAGAAGAGGAAGAGAUGUUCGCUCAGGAUCCCCUUAUUCGAUUCGACGAUGCUCCGAAGAAGGCUGCUGCUGAUGCAAAGUUGGAUGAUUUAUUGGCUAUACCACCACCCAUUCUAGCCGAUCCUGACUCUGAAAUAUUUUUCAAGUCAAUAACUUUUUCGCCGGAUGUGCCUAUUAUGCUGGACUAUCACGGAAAGCACGUAGAUGUGGAACGGGUGGGUGCCCUGGGAGGAUUAUUAAUUGGUUUGGCUCAACUCAACUGCACUAUGCUCAGACUCAAAGCCCUACAUAAUCGACAAGGAAUUCGUGGAUUGGAUCGGAUGCUUUUGGCCUUGUUGAACGACUGGUUAGAUGACGUUCGGAAAACGCAGCUAGCAAAUCUUCUAGCUGGCGUCGGGCCCAUGCACUGUUUUGUGCAACUUGUUCAAGGAAUUCGUGAUUUGUUUUGGCUUCCGGUGGAGCAAUACAGAAAGGAUGGACGUAUCGUACGGGGUGUACAGCGCGGUGCAAGUGCCUUUACCACGUCGACAUUAAUUGCUGCAUUAGAGCUAACCAAUCGCAUUAUUCAAACGGUUCAAGUUGCAGCAGAAUCGGCGUAUGAUGUGAUAUCGCCAGGACCAAGCUUCAAGCGGAAACGACGGAAGUCUAAUGUGAUAUAUCCAAAAAGUCAGCCUGGGGAUCUGCGGGAAGGUGUUGUUACUGCCUACCGAGUUCUGCGAGAGGGCUUUACUGAUACAGCGCAGGAAAUCGUUGAUGCUGUGAGCGAAGAGCGCGAGCACAAGGGAAUGACCGGCGCCGUGGGCGGGGCCUUGCGACAAAUCCCUCCGGCUAUCGUGAAGCCUCUCAUUCUUGCCAGUCAGGCGACUUCCAAUGUUCUGGGUGGAUUACGCAACCAGUUACAACCGGAUAUUAGGCAAGACGAGUUGGAGAAAUGGCGCACGGAUGACGACGUACGGUCCGCGCCUAAAUCACGCAGUAGUGACCGGUGACGGAGGAAAUGAUUGAGGGGUUAUUAAGAACUUAAGAAGUAGUCUCCAACCAUUGUGAAACACUUUCACUGCAGAUCCGUAAGCAGUGUGGCCUACUGAUAUGUUUUAAGCAAAUGAUUUUACCAUUGCUUUUGCUCAUUUCGUGUCUUAUAUUUUGAAUUCUUAUCUGGAGAGUUGUGACGUCACUAAUUGUGAUUGUUUAAGUUGAGAGAUGGUGUAAAUUUCGUUACCCGUAGUUGUAAUAAAUGUCUAGAGAAAUCAGAGUCGCUAACGAAGUCGUU
Molecule: messenger RNA, 6538 nt
Organism: Paramacrobiotus metropolitanus
Lineage: Eukaryota; Metazoa; Tardigrada; Eutardigrada; Parachela; Macrobiotidae
Product: autophagy-related protein 2 homolog B-like
Exons: 38
Coding region: 222-6257 (2011 amino acids)
Biological process (GO): reticulophagy; autophagosome assembly; autophagy of mitochondrion
Cellular component (GO): phagophore assembly site; extrinsic component of membrane
Molecular function (GO): phosphatidylinositol-3-phosphate binding
Source: RefSeq, a predicted model, not a curated record